Molecule: messenger RNA, 2089 nt
Organism: Priapulus caudatus
Lineage: Eukaryota; Metazoa; Priapulida; Priapulimorpha; Priapulimorphida; Priapulidae
Product: poly [ADP-ribose] polymerase 2-like
Exons: 18
Coding region: 161-2089 (642 amino acids)
Molecular function (GO): NAD+ poly-ADP-ribosyltransferase activity
Source: RefSeq, a predicted model, not a curated record
AAGUCUGUGUUUACGUAGGGUCCUAGUUGCACACGUUUGAUGAUCGUGACUUCUGACUGCGAGCAAUAUCUGCCAAUAGCUUUGAUUUAAAAAAUUGAAUUGACACCCAGUAAAGUGUACACUAUUUCCACACUCAGCUUGUUAAGGUAUAUUUUAUGUUAUGCCUGGCAGAAGGAAGAAAACAGUUGAGAACGGAGUCGGCGGCGAUGCUGCCGCCGUGGAGAGGAAGGUGAAAGAGGAAGAAGAGGAGCAGGUCGUGAGUAAUGGUUCGGGAGAAGGAGAAGGUAGCGUCGACCUCACGUGGGAAUGGCAAGCAGACGGCGGAGUCUGGACGCCGUUUUCGAAGGCGGACGUCACGCAGAUUAACAACGCGCUGCAGCGAGGACAGCAGGAGGUGACGAUGACGGCGAACAACAAGGUGAAGUUCACCGUGAGAUUUGCGCGCAUGGUGCAGAAGAACAAGACGACGGGAUGGGAGCGAGCGAUCCGCUGCGCCGUCGUCGACGCCGACGACAACGCAGGUAAGCUGACGAAGGAUCAGAUCAAGGCCGGCUACCAGGCGCUGAAGAACGUCGACAAGCUCAUCCGCAAGGGUCAGACGACGGGGUCGGCGAUCGUGCAGGCCUGCAACGACUUCUACACGAGGAUACCUCACGACUUUGGGAUGCGACAGCCUCCGAUCAUCCGAACCCAGGAGAUCCUCAAGGCAAAGUUGAGUCUACUUGAGGUGAAUCCGCCCGUACCUAAGAAGGCGAAAUCAUCAAAGAUGGCCGACAGAGUGAAGAAGGAGGAAGCGGGAGAUGUGGAAGAGAGUAAACUCAAAACUGUGGUGAUUAAAGGCAAGGCGCCGAUGGAUGCUGAGUGUACGGAGAAGCUUGGCAAGGCCCACGUUUACUACGAGAGCAACGACGUCUAUGAUGCCAUGCUCAACCAGACCAACCUGCAGGCAAACAACAACAAGUACUACCUGAUGCAGCUGCUGGAGGAUGACUCGCAGCGAUCGUACAGCGUCUGGUUCCGCUGGGGACGAGUCGGCAAGAAGGGCCAGAGCGCGCUCGUGCCGUGCGGCCCCGACCUUCGCGAAGCCAAGGACGUGUUCACGCGCAAGUUCACCGACAAGACGAAGAACGAGUGGUCGGAACGACGCAGCUUCGUCAAGGUCGCCGGCAAGUACGACCUCCUCAAGAUGGACUACUCGUCUGGCAGCGUCGAGAAAGAAGCGGAGUCUGCGGCGGCGAAGCGCAAGGGGGCGCCACCGCGCAAGGAGGUGGCGUCGCGGCUGGACGAGAAGCUGCGAGUGCUCGUCGAGCUCAUCUGCGACGUGCGAGCGAUGGCACAGACGGACACGCGCUCGCAGGAGACGCACGCGAUACACCGAGUCAAGUCAGAAGGAACGUCAGAAGUGUCCUUUAUAGGCAGGUGUUCAUUCUAUAGACGUUUCUCUCACCCGGUCACCGGAUACAUGUUUGGUAAAGGCAUCUACUUUGCCGACAUAUCCAGCAAGAGUGCAAACUACUGCUAUGCGAACAGGACACACGAUGAGGGAGUGCUUGUAUUGUGUGAGGUGGCGUUAGGAGAAUGCAAUGAGCUGCUAGUAGCAGAUUAUGAAGCUGACAAACUGCCUGAAGGCAAGCACAGUGUCAAGGGGCUGGGAAGCGUGGCGCCCGAUCCAAAGGACAACUGCCUUACGGAGGAGGGCGUCACCGUACCGACGGGCUUUGUUCUUGUCAUAGUUGUUGUGGGAAUAGUCACCGUGGUGAUAGUUGUCGUGUUGAUAAUCAUCAUGGUAAUAAGAGUCGUUGCCAUAGUCGUCAAGGUCAUAGCGCUCGCUGACAUCGAGGUGGCGAUCAGGAAUCUGCAGAAGAGCGCGGACGACGCCCUGCACCCCGCCGACCAGAAGUAUCGCUCGCUGUCGUGCGGCCUCACCAUACUGAAGCCAACGUCAGACGAGUACUCGUUAAUUAAGAGAUACCUGCUGAACACGCACGCGCCGACACACAGCCUGUACCGCAUGAGGCUGCUGGACGUGUUUGAAGUGAACAAGGAUGAGGAAGCUGAGAACAUGAAGCCUGACGUGGGCAACAGGUAA